Messenger RNA from Schistocerca cancellata (South American locust), 1062 nucleotides. RefSeq lists its product as uncharacterized. The coding region runs from base 1 to 1062 and encodes 353 amino acids. The transcript has a single exon. NCBI's taxonomy places the organism in Eukaryota, Metazoa, Arthropoda, Insecta, Orthoptera, Acrididae. Gene Ontology annotation, molecular function: zinc ion binding; nucleic acid binding. The record is from RefSeq and is a predicted model, not a curated record.
AUGUAUGAUAAACUUAAAGCAAUUUAUAAAAGAGAUGCGUCUCAAAGAACUCGGCAGUUGCUUCAAGAAUUUUAUGUUUUGAAGUACAAUAAAACUAGAGACAUAGGUAGUAAUAUAAGUGCACUACAGAAUAUAGUAUUUGAACUGAAUGGUCUCCAGUCUGAAAUGAUGACAGAUAUUAUGAUCAUAGCCAAGAUAUUGUCUAUUUUGCCAGAAGAAUACAAACACUUUUCUACAGUAUGGGAUACGUCACACAGUGGUGAGAAGACUAUGGAAAAUUUAAUUGCAAGGCUUAUAAGAGAAGAGGAACAACUGAAAAACAAUAAUCAAGAAGAGAGUAUUGCCUUUGAUGUUGGGUUUAACAAAAGUAAAAUAAAAGAUAUAAUUUGUAAAAAUUGUGGUGGUCGUGGACAUUUUGCAAGAGAAUGCAAGAAUCCUAAGCAGAAUGAAUGCUAUUCUAUAUGCAAGAGGAAUAAUCACAAAGAAAAGGAGUGUUACUUUAAAAAUAAAAAUAAAAUUCAAGAACCAAAAUUGAGAUCUUUCAAGCCCUGUACGCAUUGCAAAAAGACUAACCACAAAGAAGAUGAUUGUUAUUUUAAGAACAAAGACAGUGAAAGAAUGUCAUUUUGUACUUUUGAAAACAUGGAAGAAGAUCUAGUCAAGAAAAUAAGAAACAAGACAUUGAGGAAGAAAAGAAGCUGGAACAAAGGAAAGAUUUCACAAGAAGUAAAUGAGAAAGAAGAUAUGGUCGUGGUUGUUGAUAGUGCAUGUACAGGACAUUUGUGUAAUGAAGUGGAUAAGUUAACAAAUGUGAGACAUUAUGAUAGUAUUGUAAAAGUUGCCAAACAAGGUGGAUCAAUGAAAAUAGUUGCAACAGGAAACUUUGUAGGAGAUAACUGUGUUCUAAAAGAUGUUAUGUAUGUUCCUGAACUGCGCAGAAAUCUGAUGUCUGUAAAUGCAAUCACUGAAAAAGAUUGUACAGUUGUAUUUACUAAACAUUCUGUUCAAAUCUAUAGAGGUGAAAUACCUGUUUUGAAGUACAAAGAACAAGAGUGUUGCUAA